Messenger RNA from Eurypyga helias (sunbittern), 1603 nucleotides. Its product is annotated as coiled-coil domain-containing protein 30-like. Lineage: Eukaryota; Metazoa; Chordata; Aves; Eurypygiformes; Eurypygidae. The record is from RefSeq and is a predicted model, not a curated record.
UGCAAGGACGAGUUUGAUCACAUUCAUCAGAUGUCAGAAGAUGGACUCCAACAGCGGUGUGAAUCGAUGUGGCUUACUGGAGAGGCAGUGAGUGAGGUCGGGAGGAGUGCAGGGUUCAGGACCUGCCUCGGUCACGUCACCGGGAGGGGUUAUCUCAUCUCCAUUGAAGCAUUAGCCCUUGUCUUUCAGUCCUGCAGGGAAGAGCUGGAGAGGGAACAAGCAUCACUUGCAAGAGUUGAACGAGAUCCAGAUGAGGCCACACAGAGGCUGCUGAUGGCCCAGGAAGAGAUCCAGAGGUUGACAGAAGAGCUGGGCGCACAAAGAAAGGAGCAGAGAAAACAAGAAUUGGCCUCGUGGUCAGCCCUGCAAGCACCCAAGAGCCAGGAAGAAGGGGUGAACGAAUGGGGAGGGUGCGACAAGGCUGAGCUACAGAAAGCCAUGGAGCACAACAGCAGGCUGGACAAGGAAAUCCUGGCGCUGCAGGCCCGGGUCCAAACGCUCGACUCGGAAAGAAAAGCGUUCCUUGAUCUGGUUGAACAGCUGAAAGAGGAGAUCUGUGAGUAUCAGAAGAGCGAGAAGCAAGGACUUCCGUUGCCCACGCCAACUGACACUGAAGAAGUCGCAGUGUCCUUGCUGCAGGGUGCAAAGGAUGAUGGGAGGAUUGAAGGAGACUCUGUUUCAGGCAAAGCUGGCUCAGAUCAGGAAGACAGAUACCAGGGUAGCGAAACGCUUCAUAAAAGGUGCCGAGAGGUGAUUGAAAACAUUGAGGGCAGGAAUUCACAGCUCCUUCACAAGCUGCAAAAACUGGAGCAGGACCAUGAGGAUUUGGUAGAGCGCAAUGAAAAGCUGGAAUCAAUUCUGGGAGAGACACAGAUCCAGACCAAGCAGGAGAAGGAACAGUUUGAGUAUGAGGUGGAGGGACUUCACCGGAAAAUCACAAGUCUAGAGACAGAGUUACUUGAAGUGCAGAAGAACAAAACAGAGCUGUGUGGGGAAGAGCAGGCAUCGUCUGGAGCACAAGAGAUGCAAGAGAUGCUGGAAAGCUGUCAGGAAACGAUAGAAAAGUUGGGAAGUCAACUGGGAGAGCGGAGAGAACGGCGAAAACAACUUGCAUCUGAGCUUGAACUGCUACGAGAAGAUCUGAAGACUGAGAAAAAGGGGUUGCCUGACUCAAAACCAGAGUUUACAAGCCAUGCUAAUAACUUCUCAAGUCUCCAAGGAACAUCAGCAAGCAGGGGUCUUAUUAAUGUAAGACAAAAAGAUAAUGUUUUGUCAGAUACAGAGGUCUCUGAAGUCCUCCAAGAAAGAGAACAGAUCAACAAACUUGGGCAGAAACAUCAAGAUCUCUGUACAGAUGAAAAGAUGUACGAAGAACCGAUGGCUAAAGUAGUGUUUUUGGAAGAACAGAUCAAAAACUUGAGGGAUGAACAAGAACUGCUCUGUUCUCAAUUAGUAGAAAGCCAGAAGAAGAGGGAGGAGCUAGAAAAGCAGCUAAAAGAGAGCAACGAGGAAAAACGGUUGUUACUGGAAGAAAUUGCCCAGCUACAAGACGGCCUCCUGACCACAUGGGAGCAGGGCGAGAGCACGCCUGAAGAGCCUUCGA